AUGGGUGAUUUUCUAAGAAGGGACCUGAAGGUGAAUUGUGGAGAUUUGCUGUUGCUGAAACUGUUGGUGUUUUUGAUCAUCCUCUAUCGAUUAAGCUUGGACAAUCUACGCAUACCAAGAGAAAACUUGUUGAAUUCGGUUGCUGACGUGUCACCUGAUGGGCAAUAUUUGAGUGCAAUAAAAGAUCCAGAUCAGCGAUUUGGAGCCUUUAUGGCCCCAUUAACAACUAGCCGGAUACCUACUGCCGUUGUUGCAAUGAACGCCACAAAGAUUGGUUUAGCGAUUACAAUAAGGUACUCAUUGACUAGGCGAGCCUUUUCAAUUAGACCAAAUGAACCAGAAGUUCUCCUACUUGAUUAUCCCAGUCAUCAAAGGCGGCUCAUACCUCUUAUAGCAAAAACAUAUGCUAUGAGUUUUGCUUCCAACUAUUUGAUGAUAUAUGUGAAAAGAACACCCGAAUCAAUUAAAACAGUUCAUGUCGUUUCUAGUGCACUCAAGGGAUGUCGAGAAGCUUGUGGUGGGCAAGGUAUUAAGACAGAAAAUCAUGUUGGUCAUUUAAAAAGCGAAUAUGAUGUGCAGUUGACUUUUGAAGGUGAUAAAAAUGUUUUAAUGCAACAGGUUAGCAAGGCAUUACUAGUAGAGAUUUUGGCAGCUAAGAAAAGGAACAAACCAAUUAAAGUUUUGGGACUAGAACACUUGAACAAACCUACUCCAGUUAUCCUUUCUCACCUUACAAGCUCUACCCUCAGAACCAGUCAGCAGCAGAUUGACAUUUUUUGCUUACGGGAGAGAGAUUUGUUGCAACGUUUUGUAACAGAAGUAUCGGGAGAAGGUAAACAUAUUUUUACAGUGAUGUAUCAACUUGCUGAGGAUGUGGGGAGAGCCUUUGCAGAUCGAUUAGUUCUACAAACAUUUGUUGAUGUUGAAGCAAUUGUUCCAGUCGGCUUUUUGAAGGAUGUGUUGGGGUUAAUGAGGUCAAUGUAUGUGAUGAUUGUGAUGGAAGAAGAUAGUUCAUUUAUGAGAUAUGGCUACUUAUCAAUAGACAAUGCUGCAGUGGUUAGGAAAGAGGUUCUGAAGCUAUGUAGGAAGUUAAGACCACAUGCACUUGCAUUGGUGAGUUCGUUUGGAAUCCCUGAUGCUUUCUUGGGACCUAUAGCUUUCAACUGGAUCGAUGCCAAUGUGUGGUCUUUGGUUUAA
This is a messenger RNA of Lactuca virosa, 1197 nucleotides long. The record is from the annotation of a GenBank genome assembly. NCBI's taxonomy places the organism in Eukaryota, Viridiplantae, Streptophyta, Magnoliopsida, Asterales, Asteraceae.